Messenger RNA from Cladocopium goreaui, 1800 nucleotides. Lineage: Eukaryota; Dinophyceae; Suessiales; Symbiodiniaceae. The record is from the annotation of a GenBank genome assembly.
UGCAAUGACUGCUGAUGGCACGAGCCGAGACCGCGCUCUCCAAGUCAGAGCUGCUGGCUGCCUGCCGUGGCUAUCAGACGGGCCGGCGGCUUGGCAACCGAGGCUAUGCACAGGGACGGCAACUCUCUUGCGGUGCAACAGGAGAGGUGUACUUCGGCCGCGCCGCUCCAGACUCGGCAGGCUUUGAAGGUUUGCCUGGCGCGACCAGUCAGCCCCGCCAGGUUGCUCUGAAGUACAUGCGUAGCAUCAACGCCGGCGUACAACGCCAGAUACAGCAAGAGAUCUCGACUGUCUUUCGCUGCCGUUCUAAGUAUGCUGAUGAGGUGAAAGAUCCCGCCUCGGAAGGGCACCCCAACCUUGUGGCAUACCUGGAUUGGUUUGCAGGGCCAAAUGGCCUGGACAGAGAGGUGUACCUGGUGAUGGAGUUCUGCCCUUUCAGCCUGGCUGACAUGAUAUUUGUCGCAGGUAAUCUCCGUGGCGAUUACGAAAAGUCUUUCGUCUCAGUCAAGCGUGGCAAGAGUCUGGCAGGUGAAACGUCUGGCGGUGAGUCGCCAGGGGAGAAGAAGUCCCCCACCUGCUUUCGAUUCUCCGAGUUCGAAGUGGUGAAGGUGUCGUGUGACCUUUUGAAUGCCCUCACCUUCAUGAAUCGGCAUGGUAUGGCUCAUCGAGAUGUCAAGACCGAGAACAUCCUGUGGGCAGAAGGCCGGUACAAGCUGGCUGAUUUUGGUACUGCGACAUUGCUUGAGUCGACGCCUUCUCGAAGAGAUGAAUCUGGCACCCUGUGGAUCAUGGCUCCUGAGCUUCUCGGUCGUCGACCUCACGGCCUAAACUGUGACAUUUGGUCCCUGGGAGUCGUCCUCUUCGAGGUCACCUCUUUUACCAAGCCCUUCAACUCGAAGGAACUUCUUGCCUAUCGGAAUUCCUCAGAGGCUGCUUUUUCCUCAAGUUUUUGGCCUUUUCUUUGUGGUACUUCUGGACCUUCGACCCCUGCGCGUACAAAGACACUUCCCCGACUGAAGAGUGGUUCUGAGCUGCCGAGGCCCUUGCGGCAAAACGACUUGGGUAUUGCAGCAGAAACGACACCUUCACGUGCAGGGCGUAACAUCCGCAGCAAAUGCCGCAGUGUUACAUUGCCCCCACUCUCACAUGGUGCAAAAGAGGUUUCCGAAGGAGACGAGAGUCCAACUUCACCGGCAUCCGAGGACCACCUCCAACGCUUCAACUUCCUCAGAAAGCGGCUCCUAUAUCGGUGGUGCUACAGUGAGGACAUAAGAAGUUUGAUCUUCGAGGAUAUGCUGCGUGAGGAGCCAGAACUUCGCCCCACAGCGCUGGAGGUUUGGCAGAGCCCACGCUUCCAUGGCUUGGCCGAACGAGAGGCAGAGCCUGCUGCAGAGGGCUUGGUGCUUGAGGAGUUGCUGAGGUCUGUCACUGCAGACAAUUUUCUGCGGGCAAUGAAAUUGCCAGCGACACAAGGAGGCUAUCUUGCGACAGCCGCAGGCUGAAAGACUCGCUGAUGUGAAAUCACCACACUUGCAGUCCGCUGUGACGCAGCAAACUGUAAGCUCACUUUUUAAAAAUCCGGUCUCCUUCUUGAUCUGGACAUAUUGCCGAAAACAAACAGCGGGCAAAGGACUGACGCAAAAAACAUCAUAUUGGCGUUGAUAUUUGUUGUCAGUCAGUCUCUUGUGUACAGCCUGGCCGUUUGAAGGCUGUGUUAAUGUUGGAGAGAUACCUCAAAGGGGACUCUCAGAGUUAAGCGGUUCCUUGUGGCGCAAAGAACGCCAGGCGAUUCAUCAAAAG